This is a messenger RNA of Salvia hispanica, 1924 nucleotides long. It is a transcript of the gene PEX14, whose product is annotated as peroxin 14. NCBI's taxonomy places the organism in Eukaryota, Viridiplantae, Streptophyta, Magnoliopsida, Lamiales, Lamiaceae. Gene Ontology annotation, molecular function: signaling receptor binding. The record is from RefSeq and is a predicted model, not a curated record. Gene Ontology annotation, biological process: protein import into peroxisome matrix, docking. Gene Ontology annotation, cellular component: peroxisomal membrane; peroxisomal importomer complex.
AACUACUGCGUUGGGAUGUGAGCAGCAAUAUCCAAAACCUUCAACUGCGCUUUCUGAUUAUCCCUCGUUUCCCCUUUUCCAAUCCAAAUUCAUGACUCUCCUUUUCUUCCGAUUGCUCUCGUAAAUCUCUUCUUUUCUUGUUACUUCAUUUCGCCCGGUGAUGGCGACUCCUCCGUCUGACUCUCCGCCGAGUUCCGCUGCCGGAAAGCCGCCAAACCCAGUCUCUGUAGAACCAUCUAAUGGUGGUAAUCCAGACACAAAGGUAGAGGCUGUGAAGGAGAGUUCGCCCACUUCAGUAUUUGUGAACUCAGAACCAAUUCGGGAAGAGCAAGUACAAAAUGCAAUGAAGUUUCUCUCCCAUCCAAAAGUUAGGGGGUCCCCUGUCAUGUAUAGAAGGUCAUUUCUUGAGAGGAAGGGUCUCACAAAAGAAGAGAUCGAUGAAGCCUUUCGGCGUGUUCCUGAUACAAUGACGGAUGCGUCAACAACGCAGCCAGCUGUCUCUAGUCAAGAUGGGCAGAUAAAACCUUCGUCAAAUGUUCAACAGCAACCUCCAACACAAGUGCUUCAGCCUGCAGCUAUUGCACCUGUGGGUAGCGCACCAAAAAUUGGGAUGCUCUCCCAAUUCCACUGGUAUCAUGCUAUACUUGCUGUGGGAUUUCUAGCUGCAUCAGGUGCCGGAACUGCAGUAUUUCUCAAGAAAUCUGUUGUCCCCAGGUUGAAGUCAUGGAUUCGUAAGGUUGCAUCAGAAGAAGAUGAAGAGGGCCUGUUAAAGAAAAACGACGCAAAACCAAGUGUAGCAGAAGAAGCCGCUGCUGCUGCAAAAGCUGCUGCUGUUGCUGCAGCCGACGUAGCUCGAGCCAGUCAAGAGAUGUUGACAACGAAAAUAGAAGAAAAAAGAUGCUUUGAGGAGCUUCUCAGUAUGUUAAAUGCUCAAUUACAUGAGAUGAAAUCAAUGAGCAAUUCAAUACAGAAGUUGGAAAGUGGACAAAGCGUAAAUGGGAGAAUUGCUCUGGAUGAACAGGACAAGCAAAGGUUCUCGGGAACCAGUUCAAGGCAACCCUAUACCAAUGGCAAGACAGAUACUGAAUCACGUUCAGUAAGAUCUACCUCUCCACCUGUGUCUGCAGAACCUCCUCACCCUAAGUCGUAUAUGGAGAUAAUGUCGAUGAUACAGAGAGGAGAAAAACCUUCGAAUAUAAGGGAGAUCAACGAUGCUCCACCGAACCCCAAUCAGCCGCUAACAAAUCCGCGUGCAGCACCGAGGCCAAAGCCGUGGGAGGUUAGUCAACCACAGAACACCUCUGUCAACACUUACCCGUCGCAAGAGAUCAGCAACGGGACAACCUACCAUUUCCAAGACAACCAAUCGAAUGGAGAUGACGGAGUGCCUUGGUGGCAGAAGAAAAAUGUCAGAAUCACAGAAGUGGAAUCCAGUGAGGAACAUAACUUUGGAUCUUCCAACAUCCCUGCAGCCAACAACCAGCCACCUCAGAGGUCUUGGGUGCCUCCGCAGCCACCUCCUGUGGUGAUACCCGAAGCCGCUGUGGCCAUACGCCAGCCUAAGAAGGCUGCAGUUCAGGCAGAGCCAAUGAAUGACGACCAAUUCUUAGCUCGUUCAGGAGAUGCAACUGAUGAGCUGCAGAAGAUCACCCGAUACUCCGAGACUGCAGGUGGGUCCGUGGAGGGUAGUUCCGGGUUUACAGACCCUUCGGCUACUGAGAUACAAAGGGAGGAGGAUAAUGGCUCGUAUCUGGAGACCUAAGAAGUAAGCAUCAGCUCGUGUUGAUUCGAAAUGAUCUGCUUACAAACUAGUCUAUCCGAUCAUAUGAUUUUCUGCUCUAUGCUAUACUCCAAACUCUAAAUAUACAAUGUGAAGAUACAUGUUUUGUGCAUAUAUGGCUUAGACCACAUAACUUCAUGGACA